CACACUGCACGCAACUGCAUCGCGCUUGCUGAUCUCUACACCCAUCUUUCAACCCACCAGCGACCCCUACUACGAACAAUUUUACAUCCAUCCAUAAUCGAUCCUCAACACUCUGUCCAGCUAAAAUGGCCACUCUCACCCGCGCAACCCGCAUCCGCAAUCCAGCCCUCUUCAUCUGCGACCUGCAAGAGAAAUUCCGCAAUGUAAUCUACGAAUUCCCCAAAGUAAUUACAACAACAACUAAAAUCCUCCGCGCCACCCAAUCCCUCAACACCCCCAUCUACCUCACGACCCAAAACCGCGCCCGCCUCGGCGACACCGUCUCCGAACUGACGCCCUACCUGUCCCCUUCCCAACCCUCCCAGAAUAGCAGACUCAAAGCCGACAUCGACAAAACCCUCUUCUCAAUGAUCACGCCGGAGAUGGACAAGCUGCUGCCCAACCCCUCCCGACAGGGGGAGCAGGCGCUGGACGCGAUUCUCGUGGGGAUCGAGACGCAUAUCUGCGUGACGCAGACGACGCUUGACUUACUGAGUCGCGGGCACCGCGUGUAUGUUAUUGUAGAUGGGGUGAGUAGUGCGAAUGCGGAGGAGCGCGCGGUGGCGGUGCAGCGGUUGCGGGAUGCUGGGGCGACGGUUACGACGAGUGAGGGGGUGUUGUUUGAGAUGCUGGGGGAUGCGGGGCAUGCUGCGUUCAAGCAGGUGAGUGGGGUGGUGAAGGAGACGAAGGAGGAGACGAGGGGAGCGUUGGAGGCGUUGGCGCGGAUCUGA
Aspergillus saccharolyticus JOP 1030-1 is the source of this 770-nucleotide messenger RNA. Its product is annotated as putative isochorismatase family hydrolase. The transcript is spliced from 4 exons. The record is from RefSeq and is a predicted model, not a curated record. Lineage: Eukaryota; Fungi; Ascomycota; Eurotiomycetes; Eurotiales; Aspergillaceae. Bases 126 to 770 code for a protein of 214 amino acids.